Molecule: messenger RNA, 372 nt
Organism: Paramecium primaurelia
Lineage: Eukaryota; Ciliophora; Oligohymenophorea; Peniculida; Parameciidae
Source: the annotation of a GenBank genome assembly
AUGAAAAACAAAGGUUAAUAGUUACAUACACUAGCAGUAAAGAAUGGAUCGUUAAUGAAUCCAGAAGGAUAAACAAUCAAUGGUUUGAUCGAUUUGAUUAAAUUGAAAAGCUAACCAAAAAUAGUUUACUAUUUUGAUUUUUUGGUUUGUAUAGAUUAAUCAGGAAAUCCAUUCAUUUUUUAUCAUGACAAAAAUAGAUACAUUAACAUUCCUACAAUUAGUCCAGCCCAAUUGAUAUCUUAUAUAGACAACAAAGGAGGUUAAUUAGCAAUUGCAUUGUAAAAUAAAACUAUUCAAAUUGUGUCUUGUUAAAGUAUAUUUCUAUUCUAAAAAUUAAGAUGGAAGAAAUUUGAAAACACUUAAAGGUCAUGA